Capsicum annuum is the source of this 1870-nucleotide messenger RNA. Its product is annotated as ACT domain-containing protein ACR2. The coding region runs from base 270 to 1718 and encodes 482 amino acids. The transcript is spliced from 8 exons. NCBI's taxonomy places the organism in Eukaryota, Viridiplantae, Streptophyta, Magnoliopsida, Solanales, Solanaceae. The record is from RefSeq and is a predicted model, not a curated record.
UUGUCCCUCUAUAGAUUUGUCAUAAUCGAUUUUUAAUGGGAUAAUUAGGUUUCUUUGUAGUACAUAUUUUCUUCCAUUGUAUUUUCUGAGAGAGAGAGCACAAAAUAUUUAAUUUCAUCCUUAUUCCUCUCUUUUCAAGAAUUAUUUUAUUGGUCUUAAUUUAUAAAUUUAGAAUGCUUCCAAUCUUCUGAAAAACAUUGGGAUUAGACUUCUUGUUAGCAUCUAUCUCCUCUUUUUUUGUUCUUCAUUUAGUUAACAAGAAUAAAGGCAUGAACAGAGUUUGUUCUCCUUAUUUUGAUCCUGAUUUUGAUGGCCUAGCUGAGAGGAUAAAUGGCCCAAAAUGUCGAGUUACAAUUGACAAUGAGAGUCUAGAGAAUUGUACAGUAGUGAAGAUUGAUAGUGUAAAUAAGCAAGGCCUCUUGCUAGAAGUAGUGCAGGUGCUCACAGAUACGAAUCUCAGUAUAUUGAAAGGCUAUAUAUCUUCAGAUGCUGGAUGGUUCAUGGAUGUCUUUCAUGUCAAAGAUGAGCUCGGUAAUAAAGUUACAAAUCAGAGGGUUUUCAACUAUAUUCAGCAGGCACUUGGUGCAAAUAGGGAGGGAAUACAGAAAUCAAUGACAGGAAGUAGAAAAAUUUUCAAAUGUCAAUCUCUUCCUGAGCCUAGGGCAAUUGAAAUGACUGGAAGAGACAGGCCAGGGCUAUUUUCAGAGAUAACAGCUGCCCUGGCUGAUCUCCAUUGCAACAUUGUGGAAGCACAUGCAUGGAGCCAUAAUGCACGUUUAGCAUGCGUUGUUUACAUUUCGGAAGAGUCUACUGACACACCUAUCGACCACAAUCGCUUGACAGCAAUUGAAGAUCACCUCACCACAGUGCUCCGAGCAACAACUACUCAGAACACAAAUGAAGAAAAUGUGAAACAACAAGAAGUAAAAACCGCUUAUGGCCUUAAUCCUGAGGGAGAAGGCACAGUGACCGAUGUUGAACGUAGACUACAUCAGCUUAUGCUAUCUGUCCCUGAUUUUGAAAGCCCUUCAAAGCCUAUAAUAGUGGGGUCUCCAAGAUUAAUUGAUAGUAGUGAUGAUCAUAAGGAAGAGAAAAUGUUGAGAGUGUAUAUUGAGAAUUGUGAUGAGAAGGGAUAUUCAAUAGUUGCUAUUCAGUGCAAGGAUCGUAGGAGGCUUAUGUUUGAUACCGUUUGCACUCUUGCAGAUAUGCAAUAUGUCAUCUUUCAUGCUUCCGUAGAUUCUCGUGGAGGUUAUGCAUUUCAGGAAUAUUUCAUAAGGCAUGUUGAUGGAUAUGCAAUGAGCUCAGAGAGUGAGAAACAAAGAGUUAUAAAAUGCUUGGAAGCUGCUAUCGAACGAAGAGUUUGUGAGGGAAUCCGAUUAGAACUAUGUGCGAACAAUAGAGUAGGAUUGCUUUCUGAUAUUACUCGAGUUCUUAGAGAGAAUGGUCUAGCUGUCGUUAGAGCAGAUAUAGCAACUGAGGGAGGGAAAGCAAGAAAUAUAUUCUACUUAAGAGACAAUUCUGGUAAUAAUAUUGACAUGAAAUUUCUUAAGUCUAUGAAGACCGAGAUGGGCGAAAUUGAUGUUGCCGUGAAUGACGAGACAACCAUCACCACCACAACAACCACAAGCUCCAUGACACGUGGAAGCUCUUUUCGAUCUUUUGGAGAUUUAAUGAAAUCUCAGUUCGAGAAACUCUCCCAAAACUUCAUUACCAUCUAGUGGAUUAGCAAUUAGAAGAUGUAAAUUCCUAGUAGUAAUAUUUUUCUUGUUUGAUAGGGUCAAAGGUAGACAUUACUGUACAUAUGUAAAAAAUUGUAAAUUUGUCUGUUGAAUCUAUUCCUGCGCAUUUCAAUUUGACAGUCCCAAGGAUA